This is a messenger RNA of Branchiostoma floridae (Florida lancelet), 2257 nucleotides long. RefSeq names its product proto-oncogene tyrosine-protein kinase receptor Ret-like. NCBI's taxonomy places the organism in Eukaryota, Metazoa, Chordata, Leptocardii, Amphioxiformes, Branchiostomatidae. Gene Ontology annotation, molecular function: calcium ion binding; transmembrane receptor protein tyrosine kinase activity; ATP binding. The coding region runs from base 1 to 2121 and encodes 706 amino acids. The transcript is spliced from 3 exons. The record is from RefSeq and is a predicted model, not a curated record. Gene Ontology annotation, cellular component: membrane; signaling receptor complex. Gene Ontology annotation, biological process: multicellular organism development; positive regulation of kinase activity; homophilic cell-cell adhesion.
AUGGGGAAACCUGUUAAACUAGGCGCCUGUGAAGCUAUCUUCAACAUGAAGACAAACACUGUGCUCUUUGUCGUCACCGUUCGUCUUCUCUUUCUUUCCAACUGGACGUACGGAGACGUACACCUGUCGGCCAAGAUCGCAGAGAAUGCCGACAUUGGACAGCAAGUUGUCCACGUUCUACCAACCUCUCCGGGAGCCAAGGAGGAAGUUCCGUGUGAUAUCACAGACGGAAACAUCCACGGGCGCUUCAGUGUGACUCACGUCUGUGUGGUUGUAGUAGCCCGUCCUUUAGACUUUAGUAUAUACCGAAGGUAUAACCUGACUGUAAACGUACCUGGGACAACCGAGACCCGUUUUGUCGACAUACAAGUUGAGGACGUGGACGGAUAUCCUCCUAUCUACAACGACACCUGCGAAAUCGCUUCGUAUGCGAACUUCCACAAGGUCAAGAAGGACGAGUUCCUGUGUCCAUCAGCAAAAGAAGGUACGUGGCACUCAAGAAGACCAAAUCAGGAUCGAAAGCAUCCAGUCCGAACACAACGGUACCUACACCUGUCUUGUUAUUACCGAAGACAAAACGGAAGUUCACGCGCGUUACGAGCUACAGGCAACUGCCCUCCCGGCAAAAGAGGUGAAUUGUGUGAAGAGGACUGCAACUGUCUCAAUGGUGCCAGCUGUGACCGGUGGGCCGGCUGUGUCUGUCCGCCGGGAUGGACAGGAAAACUUUGUGAGACCAAAUGCCCAGACGGUACCUACGGACGGAGCUGCAAGGGCGAGUGCGAAUGUCAGAAUGGUGCCUUCUGCGAUCCUACCGACGGUCAGUGUAACUGCACAGAGGGGUGGUAUGGUAUACAUUGUACCCGUCCAUGUUUAAGUGGUCGGUACGGGUGGAGAUGUCGGCAGGCCUGUGACUGUAAGAACAACGCCACAUGCCAUCACGUAGAUGGGAGCUGCACAUGCACGCCGCCCUGGACUGGACGGCAAUGUGACGUUAUCCAAACGGAACCUUCUCUGCUGCCACUACAGAUCUCUAUACCCCUUUCAUUGACGCUGCUUGGUGUCUUGGCAGCAUUAGUGGCGCUUUACAAAUGGAGGGCGGUAACACGGAUGAAACAACACGAAGACCAAGAGGAGACGCAGGUGUUACUCGAACUUAAAAGUAUGGAAGAAAACCUCGCACAGAGUCUACAGCCCGGCUGGCUCAAACGGUGGGAGAGGAAGGCAAAGGAUCUGACUCUGGGCGAUCUGAUUGGUCAGGGCGCAUUUUCGUUCAUCCGGGAAGGGCGUUUACGCACCGCUAACGCUGACGUCACAGUUGUGGCGGUCAAGUCCGCCCGUUCGAAGGACAGACUGUGCUAUCGAGCUUUCUAUCGUGAAGCAGCAAUGCUGGUUGCUUUGGACGAAAACUGCGAAGAACACAACCCUGAUGGGCAUCCCAACAUUAUCAAGCUGUUUGGUGUCAUCACCAGGUCUAGGCCAAGGUGUAUUCUCUUGGAAUAUGCUGCCAAAGGUGAUCUCCUUCAACUUUUGAAACAGCAGACUAAAAAUAACGUUGCUUGUCUAGUGGGCAGCUUUCUCCGCUACGCAGUCCACAUAUCACGUGCCCUGAAGGAGCUCCGACGUCUGCGCAUCGCUCACGGUGACGUGGCCGCUCGAAACGUCCUCAUCAGUGGAGACGACGUCACCAAGCUGUCAGACUUCGGUCUGGCCCAUGAUGUGUACACCACAACCACGUACAUCUCCUCAGGCAAGAACGACGCGGAGGAACUCCUCCCUCUGAAGUGGAUGGCUCUGGAGUCGCUGGAGACUCGCCAGUUCACGUGCGAGAGCAACACGUGGUCGUUCGGCGUGCUGAUAUGGGAGAUCGCCGCGUUCGGGGAGGAACCCGGCUAUCAGAACGAGAUCCGACUGAGUUGUCCCAGGUUGGUCGGGAUCCUGAGACAGGGAUAUCGUCUGCAGAAACCACCCGGAUGUCCGGACAGACUGUAUGACGUCAUGAAGUCGUGUUGGCAGGAGGACCCGUCAGCCAGACCAGAGCCGGUAGAACUUGAGCAGAAGCUGACAGACUGUCGUGAAGAAAUAGAUCCACUGUUUGUCGUCGAGAAGGAGUCCGCAGUUUAGAAAAGUCCAGUUUCCUGGUAAAUAUUAAUUUGUGCAUUCGUCUCCAAAGUUAGCAUGACUUUAAACUCAUGUUGAAUUAAAUGUAAGCUAUAUCUAAACUGUAUGCCUAGUUAUUCCGGUAAUAGAUAAUAACAAG